UUAUUGGAUUCUUCAAAGAAAUCCCAGAUGGGUUUGCAUGCAUUAAACUUCUGUUAAGGCUUAUAAAAUCAUUUUCGAUUUUUCUUCUUCUUAGUUAAGCUUCGUGAUUGUCGUAGUUUGUUUGGGGGGAAGUUUUAUGUAACGGUUAAAGAUUAAAACAUACAAGUAUCAGUUUUUUUCCUUGGGUGGUAUGUUUUGAGGUUUAAAAAUUAAAAAGGUUUCUGAGCUAGUUUUUGUUUGUUUCCUCCAGAAUUAAUAGUUUUGGUUUUUAGUGUUAUUCCAGAGAAAAGAAAAGUUUUUGAAGGUUGUAUAUAUAUAAUAUAUUAUAUAUAAAAUGGCAUCAGCGAGUAACUGGCUUUCGUUUUCACUGUCUCCAAUGGAGAUGUUGAGGUCAUCAUCUGAGCCUCAGUUCGUGUCAUAUGAAGGAUCCCCUGCUGCUUCUCCUCAUUAUCUCAUCGAUAACUUCUAUGCUAAUGGGUGGACAAAUCCAAAACAUCAAGCGUUUGUUCAAGGAGAGAAGAACCAAAGCGAAGAAGCUCAAACGGCAGCAUCAAUGGCGGAUGAAUCUCCCAUUUUUACCAGCUUCCAUUACCAAGCACCAAAGCUUGAAGACUUCCUUGGCGAUUCUUCAUCGAUGGUUCGAUAUUCAGAUAGCCAAGCUGAAACCCAAGAAGACUCAUCUUUAACUCAAAUCUACGAUCCCAGUGUCUCCACUUACUUCGAUCACCACCAAGAUCUCAACCAAAUAACUGGGUUUCAAACGUUCUCGACGAACUCGGGAUCGGAAGUUGACGAGUCGUCAUCAAGGGGUCGAACUCAGUUGACUGGCGUUGAGUUACCUGGUCACUCGAUUGAAUCAUCUGGUAACAAUACUACUAAUAAUAACAAAGCCAUUGUUUCGGUUGACUCAGAUAACAAGAAGAUAGCUGAUACAUUUGGUCAAAGAACUUCGAUUUACAGAGGUGUCACCAGACACAGAUGGACGGGUAGAUAUGAAGCUCAUCUAUGGGAUAACAGCUGCAGGAGAGAGGGUCAAGCCAGAAAAGGCCGUCAAGUAUACUUAGGUGGUUAUGAUAAGGAAGAAAAGGCUGCUCGGGCUUACGAUCUGGCCGCUUUAAAAUACUGGGGUCCUACAGCAACCACCAACUUCCCGAUUUCGGAUUAUUCAAAAGAGUUGGAAGAGAUGAAGCAUGCGACCAAGCAAGAGUUUAUUGCAUCCUUGAGGAGGAAAAGUAGCGGAUUUUCAAGGGGUGCAUCGGUUUACAGAGGUGUCACAAGGCAUCAUCAACAGGGCCGAUGGCAAGCAAGGAUAGGUCGGGUUGCAGGAAACAAGGACUUGUACCUUGGGACUUUCGCUACUGAAGAGGAGGCAGCAGAGGCAUAUGAUAUUGCAGCCAUCAAGUUCCGAGGUGUCAAUGCGGUGACCAACUUCGAGAUGAGCCGGUACGAUGUCAAAGCCAUUGCCCAGAGUUCUCUUCCCAUUGGUGGGGCAGCUAAGCGCUUAAAGCUUUCACUUGAAUCAGAGCCAAAACCGAUAGUGAACCAGAAGCAACAACCACCACCACCCCGGUGCAGCUCCAACAGCAAUAUUAUAAGUUUUGCUCCCAUGAAGCAGCCGGUUUCCGCUAUUCCUUGUGGAAUCCCUUUCGAUGCAGCAGCAGCAACGGCUGCAUUUUAUCAACAGAAUAUCUACCAGCACCUUCAGACUGCCAACACCAGUGUCUCUGAACCCCCAGGUUCUUCCUCGACAACGGUGAUGUCGCAGUCAGCGGCUGAGUUCUUUUUAUGGCCUCACCGAUCCUAUUAAAGGUUUUAACAACAAUUCAGCUAACAGUAAGUGGUGAAGAAUUCGUCGAAGCUCUCCCGAGCAGACUCAAUGAUCUGAUCAUGGAUCGGAACUGGGUCUUUACCUCUUUUUUUUUACCUAGGAAAAGGGGGUUGUAGUUGAGACAUUAGGAAGCUGGAUUUUAUAAAGUAAUUAAUUUAUCUUCAAAUGCUAAAAAUUGAGAUCAGAGAUGAUGAAAUGGGCAAAUCCUCCAUUGCCAAUAUUUUGCUGCAACUAUCUCUUUGAAUGAUUAACCAAAGUUCCCGUUUA
Molecule: messenger RNA, 2095 nt
Organism: Gossypium raimondii (Peruvian cotton)
Lineage: Eukaryota; Viridiplantae; Streptophyta; Magnoliopsida; Malvales; Malvaceae
Product: AP2-like ethylene-responsive transcription factor AIL6
Exons: 8
Coding region: 335-1807 (490 amino acids)
Biological process (GO): regulation of DNA-templated transcription
Molecular function (GO): DNA binding; DNA-binding transcription factor activity
Source: RefSeq, a predicted model, not a curated record